Messenger RNA from Lachancea lanzarotensis, 1974 nucleotides. RefSeq names its product LALA0S05e09098g1_1. Gene Ontology annotation, biological process: positive regulation of transcription by RNA polymerase II. Gene Ontology annotation, cellular component: nucleus. The transcript has a single exon. NCBI's taxonomy places the organism in Eukaryota, Fungi, Ascomycota, Saccharomycetes, Saccharomycetales, Saccharomycetaceae. The record is from RefSeq and is a predicted model, not a curated record. Bases 1 to 1974 code for a protein of 657 amino acids. Gene Ontology annotation, molecular function: transcription cis-regulatory region binding; DNA-binding transcription factor activity, RNA polymerase II-specific; zinc ion binding.
AUGAGUAGCACCAGCCGCCGUAUUCAUCGUAAAACCGGCUGUGUGCCGUGUAAAAUCCGCAAGAAAAGAUGCUCAGAAGACAAACCGGUGUGCACGGCAUGCAAAAGGUUAGACAUAACAUGCGUAUAUCUGCCUGAAAGUUGUCCGCGAGAAAAGAUCAGUUUUUUUCGAGAACAAGUCGAGGAACAGCUGUUGGAGAGAAAGAAACUCAAUCCUAAGGGGACUCGUAACGGCAGCACCGUUCAGGCUGAGGAACAGCCGUUGGAGAAAAAAAAACACAAUCCCAAGGGGACUCGCAACGGCAGCACCGUUCAGGUCAUUCCAAAAGUCGAAGAUGACGAUAUCACCACCGAAAUCUCUUCAGAGGCUGUACUUGCUAAUACGAUCAGACCGUCGGACCUGUGGCAAGUCCCGCCGUACGAAGAAGCUGCUGACGACCCCGACAAUUUCUUGGAUUUGAUAUUUCCAGCGCCUUCACCCUUACCGUCACUAUCAGAACCUGGGUUGAUGAAACUUGACGAUACCGCUAUGCAUCUCUACAAUUAUUACCGCGAUUCUUUAUCCCAGAUAAUCUCCAUCGCGCCCAGCAGACAGAAUUAUUAUCUUAGAAUAUUUCUGCCAAUGGCGCAUCAAAAUAAGGGCAUAUUAUAUGGUAUCUUGGCUUGGGCAGCACACCAUUUAUCACUCAGUGGUGCUGCCAGCACUGGUAUCGCGCAAGGCGUCCCAACUAUCACACGAUGUAGAGAGUCCAGUCCUGCUGCUCUUGACGAAACCUACCGCGAUGUCAAUUGGUACGAUAGCGACUCAAUUCGAGAUGACCCAUCGACAUCGCUUAUGUCAUCGCCAUUGUCCUCGAGCGAAAGCUCGAACUCGUCAACGACUAGACAAUCGCCAGGACAGUCACCAAGAUCUUCCAAAAAAUGGCCCAUGGAUAUGGAAAUGAGGCCCAGUGCUCAGCCAGACCCACGCUACGCUGCCGUUGCGAAUGAAUACACCCUCUACUCAUUACAAGAAAUUUCAAAUUCUACCAGAGAGGGACUUCUUCCGGCUUUGGCAAACCUUCUUGUGUUAUGCGGCGCAGAGAUUUGUCAGGGUGACAUUGAGCGCUGGAGGAUUCUUCUUCGAUAUGGCGCACGUAUAAUCAAAGAUCGGACACCAAAUAAUGACAUCGGAGAAUUGUUAACCGAAAGCGAAAAGCCCAGUUCUCAAUUGGACGCUAAAGUGACCCGCUGGCUUUUGUCAAAUUUUGCAUACCACGAUAUUCUGGGUUCAGAUAAAACUCACUUCCCAAUGGAGCAGUAUUCGCGGAUUCUGGAAGAACCUGCCAUCACCUACAAUUAUCCAGUGGAUCCUUUAUACGGAGUUAAUAGACCCGUUUUCCAGAUACUGGGUCAAGUCAAAAACCUUGCGCGCAAGAUAAAGCAAGAAAUGGCAGCUGGAGGUCAUAACAGCGGCUUGGUGGUGAACGGACCUUUGUACAAUAUAUUAGGAGCGGCUCAACGUUUACAAACGUCUCUGUACAACAUCCAGCCUAGUGAAUACGAGCUCGCAUGGUAUCAAAAUCUGGCAGACAACGGCGACGAUGCACGCCCGUUGGCAAAAGUCCUCUACUCGGUAUUUCGUACCACGGCUCUUCUGCAUUUGAAAACUGCAGUCAUGCGUCAGCCUUCAGAAUCUUACGAAAUUCAAUACAUGGUCUUGGAGUUGUCGAAUGAUCUUGAUAAAGUAUUGGGCUCGAGACUGGAAGGCGGGUUAUGUUUCCCGCUGUUUAUUUGCGGUGUAAAUUCGUACCACAGCGCCCUACGGCAGGACGUUGAGCUCAAAUUUACUAACUUUUUGCAACGUUAUAAGUUCCGAAACGUUGAGAGGGCGUUCGCGGUAAUGCGGCAGGUGUGGCAUGAUUGCGAUACAGGGCAUGAAAAGGACUGGUACGAUAUUGUGGAUGAGAUCGGAUGGGAUCUCAAUUUCGCAUAA